This is a messenger RNA of Oncorhynchus gorbuscha (pink salmon), 780 nucleotides long. Its product is annotated as jeltraxin-like. The record is from RefSeq and is a predicted model, not a curated record. The transcript has 3 exons. Bases 1 to 780 code for a protein of 259 amino acids. NCBI's taxonomy places the organism in Eukaryota, Metazoa, Chordata, Actinopteri, Salmoniformes, Salmonidae.
AUGUCAAAGAGUUCCCACCACAGACCUGCGUGGUCGAAUGUUUACAGUGUCGAACGACGGGGGAUCUCUCCCUACUCCACUCCCACUUCUUCUCCCUCCUCUCCAUACACCUCAUAUCCCUACACCACCUCCUCCCCCUCUCUCUCUACUCUGACUGUGUGUCUGCGUUACAUGGCUGAGGAGGGAAAAGACUUGACUCUCUUCAGCCUCACUCAGGGGAACUACUGGAACCUGUUACUGGAAAGGAACAGUGGGAUGGACUACCUCUCCACCCAUUCCUCCUCUCAGUCCUUCCGCUCCUAUAGGCUGUUAUCAAAGUACAUCACAGACAUAGAGCACCGCCCUUGGACCAAUCUGUGUGUUACUUGGGAAGCAGAGACGGGUGUGGCCCAGGUGUGGAGGGGCGGGACUGUCAGCGUUAGGAAGAGAGUGCUUGGACAGGUGACCAAUGGGCCUCCUGUCUUGAAAGUGUUUAAGUUUGAGGGGCAGGUAACUGACGUGGAAGUGUGGGACAGAGUCCUCUCCCCAAGCUGGAUACUGGCCUACAUGUCUGGGUGGCAGUCCUACUGGUCUUACACCCCUGGUAAUGUGCUGACCUGGUCCAAGGCCAUCUACUCCACCAAUGGUGAGGUUCUCCUGGAGAGAAACACCUACAACUCUGACCAUCAGCCUAUCAGUGGCCACGACCAGCGCCCAAGACCAAUUAAAAGGAAGACAAAGAGAAAGUUUGAAUGGAGGAAGAGUGAGAAUGCAGAGCAGAGACAGAGGGCAUGGCUGUAG